Wasmannia auropunctata (little fire ant) is the source of this 3255-nucleotide messenger RNA. RefSeq names its product calmodulin-lysine N-methyltransferase. Bases 1 to 1008 code for a protein of 335 amino acids. The record is from RefSeq and is a predicted model, not a curated record. Gene Ontology annotation, cellular component: cytoplasm. Gene Ontology annotation, molecular function: calmodulin-lysine N-methyltransferase activity. NCBI's taxonomy places the organism in Eukaryota, Metazoa, Arthropoda, Insecta, Hymenoptera, Formicidae. The transcript has 2 exons.
AUGUCGCAGGAGAUUUUGUCCCGUAGGGAGACCUUCUCAGCCGAAACGAAUGGCUCUCGUAAUUCGAAGAGGAGCACCCGCGCUCAGCGCCGAUGGCGCAUCCUGGCCAGGGCGCUGACAGGCUCGCCCGAGCCGUUCGGCAGUGAAUCCGACGAGGAGGUGUCGGUGAGGCGAUUCACCAGCUUCGGCCUGCUCAAGUGCGCCCGGCUGGAGAACAUGCUGGCGGACGGUGAGUUCAGCUGGUGCGAGUACUCGACUCAGCUGGACGGCCGGCCGUACAACGUGCAGAUACGCCGGAUAAGCAAGUGCUUCACGGCGAGCGAGUUGAUCGGCUUCAACAACACCGGCAACGUGUGCGUGUGGCCGUCCGAGGAGUGCCUGGCCUACUAUCUGCUGAGGAAUCGCGGCCUCUGCCGGAAUCGGAACGUCCUUGAACUCGGCGGCGGUAUGAGCUGCCUUGCCGGUGUGCUCGCCGCCAAGUACUGCAAUCCCAGGACCGUCACCCUCACGGACGGUAACGUGACCAGCGUCGACAACGUGCGCUGCAUCGUCGCCCGGAACGACAUGGCGCGUCUGGUGGAGUGCGGGGUCGUGCAGUGGGCCCAGGCCGCCAGGGCCCUUCGGCAGACGGCGAUCAACGGUAACCGCGUUAAGACCCGGACGAACGACGAGAACACCCGGCUGCCGUCGGGUCUCUACGACGUGAUCCUGAGCGCCGACUGCCUCUUCUUCGACGACGCACGUCUGGAUCUCGUGGAGACGAUUUACGGCUGGCUGACCGACGACGGGGUCGCGCUGGUGAUGGCGCCCAGACGCGGCGCGACAUUCCAGAAGUUCGCCGAGGCGUCGAUCAAGCGCGGCUUCAUAGCGCGCCAGACGGAGCGGUACGACGACGCGGUGUGGUCGAGGCAUCUGGAGCUGCUGGAGAACAGCCCGGAAUACUGCCCGGAUCUGCACUAUCCGGUGCUGCUGGAGCUCACCAAGCAGAAGAAGACGCCGCCCGGAUGAUCGGGCUCGAUCGACGAGGACGAGAGUCUCUUCCUCAGCGAGGAAUGAAACAUGUCUUUUUCUUUUGAAAUAUAUAUAAUGCACACUUUGCUCCGUAAUAGAAUUAUCGCGUACAGGGAAUGAAUGUAUCGCUUCCGAGUGAAGACGCGCGUUCGCUCAGUCAUGGAAUAUAAAGAUGCAUAAAGCUGCCUUUAUAUGUCGUCCGGCAAUGUCAAGGCCGACUUUUUAUUAGUGCGUCUGAUAAAACGUUUAGCGGUCACAUCCACUCGCGGAUCGAUCUUCCGCUCGUACGCAUCGUUCCACAUCGUCGCUGCUAUCGGAAAAGUUCCAUAAGGAAGGUAUUUAUGUGCGACGUGCGAGAGUCGCUCGGCGAGCUCUGUUGAUCAUGCCCGAUUCUUUCCCUCCCCUCGUUAAUUAACCCAGCGUUUUGCAGUAAAUACUCGACAUUUUAAUGAAUGAGUGCGCAUAUUUGAAAGUACAAAUGUUAAUUAUAACAUUCGUGCUUUUAACGUUUCACGUAUUUAUUCGAACUUAAUUUGCGUAUUAUCAAUUUAAUAGACGUAUAUUUAUUUAGAGCGCGCCUCGUAGCGCGGAUUAUUUGCGGCAAAUACCAUAGUAUGCGGAGUGGGGUGCAACGGGCCGUAAUCCUUUGCUUUAAAUUAGUUUAAAAUAUCGUAGAGCCCGCGGAUAUUAUUCUCAUUCGCAGCAGGUGAGACUUCUGGCAGCAUUUUGCCACGCGGUAUAUGUAUAUCGGGAGAUAGGAAUUGAGCGAGCACCAACGACCGAAUAGAAAGUUUGGGAAUUAUUGAAUUUUACGAUGAGGAAGAAUGUCGAAACUUAGAGCUAUUUUGGAAAUAAUUAUGUCAUGAUACACAUCGGACGCGACAGAGAUCAUACAGAAAAUAGGACUAUAAUGUUCAAUUAGCCAAAGUUUUCGAGGAUUAAUCGUCGAUCUAAUAAUUCAUCGGUAUUGAUAUUCGACCAAACGUGUUUAUGAAUUACGAAUUUUUCCAAAAUAGAUAAUGUAGUAUCCGUUGCUACUCUCGUCAAAUUUUUUCAUCUGAUAAAACGUAAUUCUUGGUAGGGAGGAUCUUUCUUAGGCGCGUACCUGAUUUUAUAUCGAACCGGGAUAGAAAUGUCGGGAAAGGCGAUCGAGUUCCGGGCUCGCGCAUUAAAGUGUCAUUUAUAACACCGGGACACGCGAUACUGGCAAUUUUAUCAAUCAUCAAUUAAACGUCAUCGAUACUAAGUAGAUAGAUCGAGCAAUCUCUCGAGUUCCACGUUCUUCGCAGCCGGCAGGACCAAUUACAUAGGACCGAGUAAUGUUUAGAUACAGCCGAACCAUGACUGGUAGACUGCGAAGUCAUUUCCUGCGAGUUCUGUUUAUCGCAAAACUGCGCUAAAAGACAUCUUUGUAUUCUUGAAUAAGGAAGAGGGAUAUCAAUGUUUAAUGUUAAUUGGGUCCAAAAAUAAAGCGAAAUCUCGGGCAGGACCGAAAUAUUGGACAAUUGCCGAUUCAGCGGUCUGAUACUGAAUCCAAAAUGUUAAUGAAAUAUUAACUAUGAUUGUUACUGUAAACAAGAUGCAGAUAUAGAUCGUUAUAAUCGAUGCACAAUGACAUAGUUGCAGGAUAAAUUUAAGGAGACGAAUUCUUAACGCAAAAAUCGACUUUGCCUUAUUCAUAUUACAUACGUUGUAGUAAUUUAUUUAUUUAUUUAUUUAGGUGCGUUUACAUCCAUUGCGACGAAGGAAUUCUCGUGUAUGUAUUUUCUAAGCGUCUCCGAUCGCGUUAUGAACCUGUUACCUCAAAGGACCAAUAUUUAUAGGCAUAUAGUUAAGUCUAGUCAGAAUUACCAAACGUACUUCCAUUAUUACGUAUGUAUCUUCUUAUAUAAUACAUAGGCCAAGUGUCCAUAAAAUCUCCCUCUAUGCUCUACUGUAAAGAUGGCGUUUUAAUAAAUCAGAUUAAUUAGAAGGAAAUUCAGUUGCACGGGAAAUGUCACACCGAGAUAGUGGAGGCUAGUUUAAUUAGAAAAAUCGAUACUAUUCUGACGUACGAUCGUUUUUUUGUAUAACUUGCGGUUUGAGAUUAAAAUCAGCGGACACUCGUUUUCCCAGGGCUGCUAAUCCACGUGGCUAGACGGGAGAAUUUAUGGACCCUUUUGCAGGCCCUAGAGAGCCAUUUGUGUACACGUGCAUUAUGCGCGAGAGAACCUCUAUAGUAAUAAACUAUUUUCACUUAUAAAA